CCCACCCCACGUUGGCCGUUUCCUUCCCUGGUGGGGCCCGGCCGCCCAGCCGCCAUGCAGACAUGCUGGCCCCGCUGCUGCUGGCCCUGCUGUGGGGGGGGUCCCUGCAGGACACACGGGCCCAGCUGCAGGCGACGGUACAAGAGGGCCUGUGCGUCCUCGUGCCCUGCUCCUUCUCCUACCCGCCCCGGGGUUCGCGGCCGCCCUCUGACCCGCUCUACCUCUACUGGUUCCGCGAAGGGGACAGCGUGUACUACGAUGACCUUGUGGCCACAAACAACCCACGCAGAGACGUGAAGACACGCGCCAAGGGCCGAUUCCUCGUCCUUGGGGACGUCAGGAGCAGAGACUGCUCCCUGAGCAUCAGAGACGCCAAGAGAGAGGACACAGGGACCUACUUCUUCCAAGUGGAGAGUGGCGAUCGUGUGAAAUACAGUUACGAAAGCAGUAAGCUGAAUCUGCUGGUGACAGCCCUGACGGAGAGACCCCACAUCCACGGCCCGGAGCCUCUGCAGUCCGGCCGCCCCACGGAGCUGAGCUGCGGCCUGCCAGGGUCCUGCGAGGGGGGCCGGCCUCUCAGCUUCUCCUGGUCGGGGGCGGCCCUCCACGCCCUGGACCCCGACAGCCUCCACUCCUCGGCAGUCACCCUCACCCCCAGGCCCCAGGACCACGGCACCAACCUCACCUGUCAGGUGAAACUCCAGGGAACGCGUGUGACCACAGAGAGAACUGUCCAGCUCAACGUCUCCUAUGCCCCCCGGAACCUCACCGUCGGCAUCUUCAGAAAUUGCACAGUCCCAAGGAUCCUGAGCAACGGCACGUCAUUGCCUGUCCUGGAGGGCCAGUCCCUGCGCCUCUUCUGUGCGGCUGACAGCAACCCCCCUGCCAGGCUGAGCUGGUCCCGGGAGGGAAAAACCCUGGAUGCCCCCCAGGCCUCGGCGUCCGGGGUCCUGGAGCUGCCCUACGUCGGGGCUGCAGACGGAGGGGAAGUCACCUGCGGGGCUCAGCACCCACUGGGCUCCCAGCACCUUUCCCUGAGCCUCUCUGUGCAGAGAAGGCCCUCUGGCUGCAGAUGUGUGACUGAGGAGCAGGAGGGCUCCUGGGCCCUGGUCAUCACCCUGAUCAGGGGGGCCCUCAUGGGGGCUGGCUUCCUCCUCACCUACGGCCUCACCUGGAUCUACUACACCAGGCUGGUGGAUCCGCGUCCCUCCAGGGAAGCCCAGGAAUAAGCCCCUGAGGCUCAGGUGGGGCUGAGCUGUCCUGACCCACCUGGAGCCAGGAUUAAAGUGGCUGAAUCUGAUCUGAGACCCGUGUUGGCUGUGCAGGUGCGGAGCCCGCAGGGGAUCAGGGCUGGGAGGCCCGACUCACCCCUCCUUCUCCAGACAGAACUGAGCUGUGGACACCGAGCCAUGAGGGACAGACGUGGGACAUCACUGCCAGCUUCCUUCUGGAAACUGUCCAUUCACGCCCCACUGCCUGCCCCUUGUUUCCUGCCUGCCCCCCGCCCAUCUAGCGACUCCCCUCUCCCUAUUGGUCCUGCCCCAGCCCCAGCUACAUCACCCAUCCCUUCCCGCCACCCUUCUCCUCCCUCUCCACCCCCAGGCCUGCGCAGGGAAGGAACUCAGGGUCUUAUCCCCCCGUUACCCAAAACCUACCUUCUCAACACUUGAGUUUCUGGUCUCCUGAACUUCCCCAUCAGCAUAGACAUGGAUGCACAGUGCAGUCAUGAUCACAGCUUUGCUUUUUUAUUUAAAGACUCUACCUCAUUAUGAUUAUUAGAAAAUGGCACAGCAUUUAAUUGUAGGUGAAAAUUUAUUAAACAAGACAACAUAAAAAUUGA
Messenger RNA from Microcebus murinus (gray mouse lemur), 1840 nucleotides. It is a transcript of the gene SIGLEC14, whose product is annotated as sialic acid binding Ig like lectin 14. Gene Ontology annotation, molecular function: sialic acid binding. Gene Ontology annotation, biological process: cell adhesion. Gene Ontology annotation, cellular component: plasma membrane. The record is from RefSeq and is a predicted model, not a curated record. Lineage: Eukaryota; Metazoa; Chordata; Mammalia; Primates; Cheirogaleidae.